This is a messenger RNA of Drosophila takahashii, 2867 nucleotides long. The record is from RefSeq and is a predicted model, not a curated record. NCBI's taxonomy places the organism in Eukaryota, Metazoa, Arthropoda, Insecta, Diptera, Drosophilidae.
GCUCAUUUCGGCGGUGACGGGCCGCAAGUUUGCACAGUGAAAGAGAAGGAUAUUGAAUACUAUAUUAUCGCAAAAUGAUGAACGAUCGUAGUUGGAAUCUGCUGCAGUAUGCCACCGAGAGGGCGCCCCUCCCCAUGGAUGGGUACACCGCCGAGGAGGCGGAUCAGUUCAAGGACAGCAUCAGGCAGAAGAUAGUAGAUGAUCUGAAGUCGAUGACGGGGGAGGAGCUGAUUGAGCUGGUCAAGCAGAAUGCCGCCAAGGUGGAGGAGGAGAAGCUGGGGGAGGAGAAUCCUGUCAAGGAACCCCUUUCCGGCACUGAGGAGGGCAAGGAGCGGGUUCAGGAUGAUGCGGAUCUGAUAGAUGCCGGCAUUAUAGCCGAAAUGGUCGCCGGACUCUGCACCAAAAGUCAGAAGGAGACGUUCAUCAAGGUGAUAACGAAGUAUAUCAGCAGUCAGCGACGCCACUAUUCGAUGCGGCCCCACCGGGAGCAGGAGCAGCGAAAUGCGGAGGAUGUGCUAUUCGACAUGUUCGCCAGCGAGGAGACGGGCCUCAUCUCGAUGGGCAAGUUCCUGGCCGGACUCAAGACCACUGGCAUUCGCAGGAACGAUCCGAGGGUGCGAGAGCUGAUGGAUAACCUGAAGAAGGUGCACAAAUUGAACAACUACGAGACCGGCUCUUCGGCAGAGACUCAGCAUCUCAAUCGGGAGACCUUCAAGGCUGUGGUGGCUCCGAAUAUUGUGUUGAUCGCCAAGGCCUUCCGGCAGCAGUUUGUGAUCCCCGACUUUACCAGUUUCGUCAAGGACAUCGAGGACAUCUACAACCGCUGCAAGACCAACACCCUGGGCAAGUUGGCCGACUACAUUCCGCAGCUGGCUCGCUACAACCCCGAUUCCUGGGGCCUGAGCAUCUGCACCAUUGACGGGCAGCGCUUCUCCAUCGGCGACGUGGACGUGCCCUUCACCCUCCAGAGUUGCAGCAAGCCACUCACCUACGCCAUCGCCCUGGAGAAGCUGGGGCCCAAGGUGGUGCACUCGUAUGUGGGCCAGGAGCCCAGUGGCAGGAACUUCAACGAACUCGUCCUGGAUCAGAACAAGAAACCGCACAACCCGAUGAUCAAUGCGGGCGCCAUACUCACCUGCUCCCUGAUGAACGCCCUGGUCAAACCCGACAUGACCUCCGCCGAGAUCUUUGACUACACCAUGUCCUGGUUCAAGCGGCUGUCCGGCGGAGAGUACAUUGGCUUCAACAACGCCGUAUUCCUGUCCGAACGCGAGGCCGCCGACAGGAACUACGCCCUGGGCUUCUACAUGCGGGAGAACAAGUGCUUCCCCAAGCGCACCAACCUGAAGGAGGUGAUGGACUUCUACUUCCAGUGCUGCUCCAUGGAGACCAACUGUGAGGCAAUGUCGGUGAUUGCAGCCAGUUUGGCCAACGGUGGCAUCUGUCCCACCACCGAGGAGAAGGUGUUCCGGCCGGAAGUAAUCCGGGAUGUGCUCUCGAUCAUGCACUCCUGCGGCACGUACGACUACUCCGGUCAGUUCGCCUUCAAGGUGGGUCUGCCGGCCAAGUCCGGCGUGAGCGGCGGCAUGAUGCUGGUCAUUCCCAACGUGAUGGGCAUCUUUGCCUGGUCCCCGCCCCUGGAUCACCUGGGCAACACGGUGAGGGGCCUGCAGUUCUGCGAGGAGCUGGUCUCCAUGUUCAAUUUCCAUCGCUACGACAACCUGAAGCACCUGUCCAACAAGAAGGAUCCGCGAAAGCACCGCUACGAGACCAAGGGUCUGUCCAUUGUGAAUCUGCUCUUUUCAGCCGCCAGCGGAGAUGUAACGGCCCUGCGUCGCCACCGUCUCUCCGGGAUGGACAUCACCCUGGCGGACUACGAUGGUCGUACCGCCCUGCAUCUGGCCGCCUCCGAGGGUCAUUUGGAGUGCGUCAAGUUCCUCUUGGAGCAGUGCCAUGUGCCGCACAACCCCAAGGAUCGCUGGGGCAACCUGCCCGUGGACGAGGCCGAGAACUUCGGGCACAGCCAUGUGGUGGAGUUCCUGCGCUCCUGGGCGGAGAAGGCCGACCAGUCCAACGAGGAGUGUCAGCCCGAGGCGGUGAUAAGCAAGACACAAGCCGAUGAGGUCAGUUCAAGUCCAAGUUCAAGUCUAGGCCGGAUGCCAAGCCCGUCUGUUGAGAAGCCCAAGCUGAAUUCCAAUCUCACUUUCCAGGAAAUCUGCAGCACGAGCGACCUGGAGACCAGUCCGGCCACCAGUCCCAUUCCCACGCCCGUGGAAUCUGGAUCCAGGGCGGGAUCAGGGCGAUCCAGCCCGGUGCCAUCGGAUGCGGGAAGUACGGCGAGCGCCGGAAGCGCCAGCAGCAUCGAUGACAAGACCAAGCCUGGAUUAUAAGAGCCCAGAGAUCGAGGAUCCCCGCAGAAUCUCUCCGACUAAAUUAUUCGCACAACCUUUUAGUUUAUAUACGACGUAUUAGAUUAAAGAUAAGAGUACCCGAAAGUACGCUGGUCGGUUAGUCCUAUAUAAUUUGUAGUAGUCAUCCCACGUGCAAGGCGUGGUCCUUCCAGCCGGAUCCGCUGCACGAGCGGCAUUUGUACUUGUACUUAGUAGAGCUUAGUUAGCCUCAAUAUUCCAGGGUAUCCUACGAGACAAUGACAAUAAUCUUAACGAAUAUCUACUAACCCACAAUUCGGGGUCUGUGACCCGCCUAAAUGUAUUGCAUUCGUACUUGUCAAUUGAUAUUUGUAUGCGUUUGUAAGUGUAUUAAUUAUCCUGUUCCAAAAAUGUCGAGCUAUGUGCCGGCAUACUUGAUCGCAGUUGAAUAUAUAGUUAGUUGAAAAACACAAAAUAUGUGGCAUAUCUUUACUUAAA